This is a messenger RNA of Maniola jurtina (meadow brown), 3221 nucleotides long. Its product is annotated as FYVE, RhoGEF and PH domain-containing protein 4-like. The transcript is spliced from 8 exons. Lineage: Eukaryota; Metazoa; Arthropoda; Insecta; Lepidoptera; Nymphalidae. Gene Ontology annotation, molecular function: guanyl-nucleotide exchange factor activity. The record is from RefSeq and is a predicted model, not a curated record. Gene Ontology annotation, biological process: axon guidance. The coding region runs from base 133 to 2436 and encodes 767 amino acids. Gene Ontology annotation, cellular component: cytoplasm.
CGUCACGCCGCCAGUCGUGGUUCGUUGUCAACACGAGCGCGCGCCGAGUAUGCGCAGCCACAUCGCGCGUUGAUAUGUGUACGUUUCCUCGGAUUUUCUGGUGCUUGUGCAAUACCUGAACGCCUGCACGACAUGAUGUCUCGGGAGGACGUCAGAACACGUUUCAUUGACGAGUCUUCAUCGGGACACGUCUCCGAUGACGACGAAGUCGAGUUGAGAAAAGACAAAAGAAGUGUCAAACAAAUGAUUCAACGUUUCGAAAGGACGGGUAUCAAUCUCGGAGGUUCGAGUGAAUCCUUGGAAAGAUUCAAGGAUCCGAUGUUGGGAAGUUUAUCAAGUAUUGUCAACCCCAUUCAGAUACAUUUUCAACAUUUAUCCCCAGUGCCUAAGACUCAAGAUAGAAAUUCAAAUGUAUCAGUGAACUCGAUAUUAUCAAAUGUUUCGGAAGUAAGUUACGAAUCGAGUUCUUCGGGUUUCAUGUCUGACAGGAAGUCUUACUCAAUAAAGCCUCACAGACCAGCUCCGCCUCCACCAGAGCCUUUUAACGACACUUCUUCUAUAGAUAGUAAAUCUUCUGUACCUGAGAGUGUGGCAGUCGAAAGACGCUUUUCGUUUACUACACCUUCCUCAUCACCUGUAGUAUUGCGACGUAGUCGACAACCCCCCGUUAUACGAAGGAAAUCUUCAAUAGGAAGUCAAGGUCGUAUGGGUGAAGCACAUUGGUCUUACGGUGUUAAACAGUGCGACCUAGAAAAACUGCUAAGAUUGAAACUUUCAGAAACAUCUGAUAAUGAAUUAGACAUAAAGGAAAACAAAAGUAGAAUAAUAAAUAGCAAAUUAUCAUCAUCAAAUGAAAGUAGUAGUGACGACUCUAAUGACAGUGAUAAAUUAAAAGAAGGUGAAGAAUAUGUAGUUAAUAAUGAUGACGGUAGAGCUGAAACUCUAUCGACGGACCAGUCGACAGAUACUUUAAUGAAUGAAUAUGAAAGUGAUGAAGGCGAUAAUUUAUCUAGUGCGUCUGAGGAACAAUGUAAUUUUGACAAUGUUAGCAUUAAAUCUAUAUCAUCUCUGGAUAUGGUGCCAUAUCAGAAGUAUGAUAGUAUCACGGUUUCAUCAGAUGAAUUCGGCUCAGAGGUGUGCCAUGCACCGGAUACAGAAUUCCUCACAGUUAGUGCAGUAAACGAGUGGUGUGUUACAAAGUCCAUAGAACCGGUAUUGAUGCCAGUGGAAUCCAAAAAGGAGAAAUAUAGAAGGCGACUGACAGAACGUGUGAACGAGCUACUUCACACGGAAAACGUUUACGUGGAGCGAUUGAGGCACGUCGUAGAAGACUACAUUCCAGAAAUGACGAAAGAAGACGUACCUCCAACGCUCAAGGGCAUGAAAGCGGAUAUUUUUGCCAACAUUGAAAGGAUAUGCCGAUUUCAUGCUGAAGAGUUUCUACCAGCUUUAAGAGACUGUGAAAACGAUCUCAGAAAACUUGGACAGUGCUUUCGGCGAUUCGAACAAAGGUUUAACAUGUACGUAAUGUACUCUAGAAAUAAUAAGAGAGCCACGAGACUGGUGUAUGAACACAAACAUUUCUUCCAGGAACGACAAUUAGAAUUAGGCGAUAGAUUAGAUCUCUCUAGCUAUUUAUUAGAACCAGUGCAAAGGAUACCGAGGUACAAACUGUUUUUGGACGAUCUAGUGAAAACUUACACAAAUUAUGAAAAUGAGAGGUGUGAGUCAGAUUCAAGAAUAUCUAAGUUAAGUGUAGAUAGUGAUGAGACGGGUGGAAGUAAUGGAGAGUCGUCUGAUGCUGACGAGACGCCUUUGGAGAGUUUGAAACUGGCAAAAACUAUGAUUGAAUGCGUUUUGACAGCGAUUGAUGGAAUAAUGGCGCUAGAAAAUAUUACAGAUUGCCCAUCGUACCUCAAUCUACUGAAUCAGGGUCGACUAUUGCGUCAAAAUGAGUUCUACGCAAUGGACAGCGCGCGCCGGCGCCGGCAACUUAUGCGGGUCUUUCUCUUUGACAAGUUGGUGCUCAUCACUGCAGUUUAUCGAAAGCAACUGACAGUCGAGUUUUUUAUUUACAAAGACCAUAUCCCGGUUGACGAUCUCGGCAUAACUGCGAAGGAGCACGAUCAAUACAAAUUCAGCAUCUGGUACAAGAAGAGAAACCUCAAGUCGUACAAACUGGAGACCAGGGAGCCUGCAAUCAGGAACGCGUGGGUUGAAGAAAUAACCUCCUUGUUGUGGGAGCAAGCUAUGCGAAAGAAAGAACUACUAAUGGAACAACGCCAGAAGAGAAUAUCAAUGGUGUCGAUGGAUAGCCAAGAUUCGACAGAGACCGAAAGAAAUGAUGACAAAUAUAACUCUCUUCGUGGUGUACCUGGUGAGGUCAGAAGGUCCGGAGAUAAAACGUUUAGACGAACGACGUGGUACUGUGAAUGAGCUAAUAAGACAGCUAUUUUUGGUAUUUAAUUUGAAAAGUCGAUGAGUGAAUUUUAACUUUUGUACGAGACAGAGGGCCAGCCAGUGGAAAUUUAUUAGUCGACUUUUAAUUACCUUCGUCAGUAGAGAAGCUAAAUUAAAAUCGGAUUUGAGUUACUUUGAUCACUACUCACUGCGCCUUCAAUACAAAUUUUUACUGGCAAAUCAGCCUUCUCACUUGAAAUAUUUAUUAUCCAGUCGAAUACUGCAGCUACUUGUUUUACUUUAUACCGUAACGAAAAAUUCGUAUAUUUUAUAUAACAUUGUUUUCAAAUUGUAAAUAAAGUACUUGGUUGUUACUUGUUCUGGAAUAAACGAACUGAAACACUGAGAUAGCUCAAAUUUUGUAUAAAUUAAAAUAAUUAAUAUUAUAAAAUAAUUCCAAAGAAACUUGUAUUUAUCUAUAACCGAGAAAAUCAGAAUAGUCUUAAUAAUAAUAGGAAGUCUGUAUGUUUACAAUAUUUUGAGGUACCUAUGUGAUAAAGUAAAUUAGUUAGAUAUCAAUGUAAUGUUGCUAGCUGUAAUAUUAUCAGUCAUUAUUUUAUGAAACAUAAUAUUAUUAAUGUUAGGAUUAAUGUUGAAGUUUUGUAAAUACUUAAAUAUUCAAAAUAUGCAUAGCUUUUAGAAAUGUUAUUUAAAUAAGACUUCAUUUUAUCGUUAUUGCCAGUCUAAAAAUAUUAUAAUGUCAAUGUAAGUACCUAGAGAUUUUAUAAAGGUAAAUAAAACCAAAAUUAUUUAUAAAGUAA